Molecule: messenger RNA, 2139 nt
Organism: Lodderomyces elongisporus
Lineage: Eukaryota; Fungi; Ascomycota; Pichiomycetes; Serinales; Debaryomycetaceae
Product: nucleotide diphosphatase/phosphodiesterase
Exons: 1
Coding region: 1-2139 (712 amino acids)
Biological process (GO): nucleoside triphosphate metabolic process
Molecular function (GO): nucleoside triphosphate diphosphatase activity; ribonucleoside triphosphate phosphatase activity
Source: RefSeq, a predicted model, not a curated record
AUGUCGUCAGGCCGAGCAGGUUUACCCCAUGCAGUGGAUGUGCCUGUGACUGAUAUGGAUGACCCAGAAGAUGAUGUUAUAUUCAACACCAAACAUCUGGCUCAGAGUACUCUACCUCCUGACUAUGAUCGCAAUCAAAAUUUGAACCAACAUGAUGUUCUUAGAAAUUUAGAUUACGAGACAAGUGACUCAACUCCACAAAAUACAAGUGUUUUUGAUAAGGUCAAAUCACUAUUUGUUAGCAGUGCAAAUACGGCAAAUAAUACAUAUGAGAUGUUGCUGCGGUCAGACUCUGCAGAGACACCCGACCAAGAUUGGCUAGAUGACCAUGACUUUAUUGAGCCGCCUAUAGAUUUAAGAGAUAGAAGGUUAAAACUUUUGGAAAAGAAAGUGAAAAAUCGAACAAUUGUUGGAGGUAUAACUUUAAUUAUGGUGGUUUUGGUGUUUCUAGUGCUAUAUCUAACAAAGAAGCAGAAUCUUCCAAUAAAUUCACAGCUGUCAAGUGGAGUUGUAAAGACGGUUUACUCCAAUUCGACACACAAUUUUUACAAGACUACAAUUGUUGUAUCUUUAGAUGGGUUCCACCCCCAUUAUAUUAGCAAAGAGGAUACACCCAAUCUUCAUGAAAUGCUCAUAAAUGAUUAUGGUGCACCCUACAUGGAACCGAGUUUUCCUUCUCUGACGUUUCCCAACCAUUGGACUUUGGUCACUGGGCUUUUUCCAUCGGAGCACGGUAUUGUGGGGAACACGUUUUGGGACCCCAAGUUGAAAAAGGAGUUUGUCAAUACAGAUCCAAAGAGGGGAGGAUUGGAUCCAGAUUUUUGGCGCGGUGGCGGUGAGCCCAUAUGGCAAACUGCAAAACUGCAAGGAGUCAAGUCAGCAGUACAUAUGUGGCCCGGCUCAGAGGUGCCUCACGUUGGGCCCGAAUUUGAUUUUGAUAAAUUCAACGGAUCUGAAGUCUUGUCUGCAAAAGUAGACCGAGUAAUGCAAUGGCUAGAUCGUGAUAUCAAGAGCCGUCCAGAAUUGAUCUUGACAUAUGUUCCCACUGUGGACACUUAUGGACACCAAUUUGGUAUAUCUGGACCCAACUUAACUGAGAGCUUGACGUAUGUUGAUAGUUUCGUUGCAUUGAUGAAUGCAGAAAUUAAGAAAAGAAACCUUGAGAAUAUCAUAAACUUGAUUGUUGUUAGUGAUCAUGGUAUGGCUCCCACAUCGAAAGAUAGAGUCUUGUACCUUGAUGACUUGGUUGAUCUUGAUGAAAUUGAACACAUUGAUGGCUGGCCAUUGUUUGGUUUAAGACCAAAGGGAGACUUGAAUGAAACCUACAAUAUCAUUAAAGCCAACUUUGAGAAAUUGGAUGCAAAGUUGACGCAGAACUAUCAUUUAUACAAAGUCGAAGAGUUUCCUAAACGAUUUCAAUUUGGUGGUCAAUUGCGAGACCACAGGUUUAAUUAUAGGUUGGCACCCAUAUGGCUAGUUCCGGAUGUUGGAUAUUCAAUAACAACACACCAGCAAAUGAAAGAUAAUGGUUUUGAAUACAAACCAAAAGGUGUUCAUGGGUACGACAACUCGCACUUGUUGAUGAGAGCAAUUUUCUUAGGUAAAGGUCCCUACUUUGAAGAAAAAUUGUCAAAGUCUAAAAAAAUACAACCUUUUGCAAACACAGAAGUAUACAACAUCAUUUGUGACACUCUAGACUUGUCGCCUGCACCAAACAAUGGGUCAAUACCUACAAAAGCAAUAUUUAGCAACAUUUUGCCUGAGACGUGGAGUGAUGACCUCACAUUCCCCAAUUUGCCUUUUGAAGUUGAUCAUAUUGUGCGCAAUAAUGCGACAUAUGACUUUUUAUGGAGGCUGGGUCGAAUCGAAAACCCGGAAGAUAAUGACAAAGGAAAUGAAGACUCACCACCGUCACCAACACCAUCACUGGUCACGAUUUCAUAUGGCAGCAGCGCUUUGGAUGUACCCACCUCUUUAAGGACUGUUACAACAGAAAAUGAAACUAACAAAGCUACAAGUACUGCACAUGCAGGCUUAGGUGAUAUAUUUGAGGAUAUUUUGGAUGGAAUUGAGGAUGGUCUAGAUGCUAUUGGUGAUAAGAUACAUGGAUUUAUUGAUGACACUUUCGGGGAAGAGUAA